This is a messenger RNA of Elaeis guineensis (African oil palm), 1882 nucleotides long. Its product is annotated as UDP-rhamnose/UDP-galactose transporter 1. Lineage: Eukaryota; Viridiplantae; Streptophyta; Magnoliopsida; Arecales; Arecaceae. The record is from RefSeq and is a predicted model, not a curated record.
UCGCGUCUCCUCGCUUGUCCCCUUGCUCUCGAGAGGAAAGGGCUGAAAGCCAGUACCACUUUAUCUCCUUUACUCCUCCUUUGCCAUCCCUCCACCUACCUUUUCCCCACCUAUUCCCUCCUAUCCCCUCUCUUAUUCCCAGGCUUUAAAUCCCUUUCUUAAAGAGGAGGGAAAAGUGGGGGGAGGAGAGGAGGGGAGGGGGAGAAUAUCCGAGGGGAGAGCGAGGAAUGAAAGGAUAAAAGGAGCUAAAGCAAUAGAAAGAGACAAAGGAGGAGGAGUUAUUAUAUAUUUGUUAAGCGGCUUAAUUUGUGUAACCGCCCUCUCAUCCCCUUCCCUUUUGCAGACAUCUGUUGCUUGCCCGUCGUCACCGACCGACUUCUUCUUUAGGGCUCUCACCCCAUCUUCUUUCCUCGUGGCUUCUUGGUAAAAGAGGGAAGAAAGAGAGAAGAGAGCAGAGAUGGAGGAGGGGAAGAAGUCGGCGGUGUCGGACGCCGGGGCGUGGGCCAUGAACGUCGUCAGCUCCGUGGGCAUCAUCAUGGCCAACAAGCAGCUCAUGUCCCCCGCCGGCUACGCCUUCUCCUUCGCCACCACGCUGACUGGGUUUCACUUCGCGGUAACUGCAUUCGUGGGGUUCGUGUCAAAUGCGACUGGAUUUUCUUCCUCAAAGCAUGUUCCACUGUGGGAGCUUCUCUGGUUUUCUAUUGUUGCCAACACAUCCAUCACUGGGAUGAACUUAAGUCUCAUGCUCAACUCUGUCGGCUUUUAUCAGAUCUCAAAGUUGAGCAUGAUUCCGGUCGUCUGUGUGAUGGAGUGGAUCCUUCAUAGCAAACACUAUUCUAAAGAAGUGAAGAUGGCGGUGGUGGUGGUUGUUGUUGGUGUUGGUGUCUGCACAGUGACAGACGUAAAAGUUAAUGCCAAGGGGUUUUUGUGUGCUUGCAUUGCAGUAUUGUCAACAUCCUUGCAACAAAUUUCAAUUGGUUCCUUGCAGAAGAAGUAUUCAAUUGGUUCUUUUGAACUGCUGAGUAAGACGGCCCCAAUACAAGCCCUUUCUCUUCUGUUUCUUGGACCUUUCAUAGAUUACUACCUGAAUGGCAAAUCCUUAAUAAUGUACAACUUUUCUUCUGGUGUAAUUUUCUUCAUACUUCUUUCAUGUGCUCUUGCCGUAUUCUGCAACAUGAGCCAGUAUCUUUGCAUUGGUCGUUUCUCAGCAACCUCAUUCCAGGUUCUGGGCCAUAUGAAAACUGUCUGCGUCCUUAUGCUUGGUUGGCUACUGUUUGAUUCACAGCUGACACUGAAAAACAUAAUGGGAAUGGUGAUAGCCAUUGUAGGGAUGGUUGUCUACAGCUGGGCUGUGGAGUUGGAGAAACAAGCGAGUGCUAAGAUUGCUCUUACCAAAACUAGCUUAACUGAAGAUGAAAUCCGCCUUCUGAAAGAUGGAGUGGAAAAUGCACCUGUAAAAGAUGUAGAGCUUGGGGAAACAAAGGCCUAACUGUAGCUUGUGGUUUGAUGAAGCAUACAAUAUUGUGCUAUGUCUGGUUGAGCCUUGAAUAUCUGCUAUGUUACAAUGAUAGCUGCAACAGAUGGGGUGACUCGACCCAUGAAAGUUCAGCCUCAUUUCUUCUUCUAUUGUUCAGAUUCUUUGGGGUAGUUGCCAACAUCAGGAGGUGGAGAUGUAAAGGUUAUCUUUUCACUACUAUAGUAUCCUAGGCUGCAUGACACAGCAUUUCAUUUGUUUGUUCAUGCAUGGUUUCCAACGGAGGAUAGAGUUUCCUGCACAAACCCUGUAAUCUUUAUCUACAUACAUUGACAUUUAGCAAAGCCUUUUUAUGAAAUUAAAUUGGUUUGUUCUUGAUGUUGAGAUAAGUGAUGACUUUUACCAUAA